AUGUAUAAGGUAAGACAACUGCUUGGGGAUACUGUGUUGCGAGGUGAAGAGUUGAAAAAAUAUGUUAAUUCUUUACGAACUAAGAGUACAGUGUAUAAAAGGCAGCGAGCAAAUCUCUCUGCCUUCAAGUUGGCACCUGUUUUCAAGGCUGAAGCGGGCAUUUUAGCGAGAACUCUCGAUAUUAUAAGUACGGCCGACCCAACCGUCGAAAUAGCUCUGGUGAACCAUAAAAAAUUGAAAGUUGAUGACGACGAAUUACUGGAGAAGGAACAGAAUAAAUCUGUGGACUUAUCGAAAAAAUCUCUGCAUGAUUUAUCACAGCUGGUGGCGCAAACAGCGCAAAAGCUUUCGCAAGUACGUCAAGAAAUUCAACCUCUAGCAGACAAAAUCAAACCAAUAAAGGAGGAGUUUCAAACUAUUCAGCAGCAGUAUGAACAAAAGAAAAGAGUGUACGAGGCCACCUCUAUAAAUAUAACGUCACAGAUGGAGCCAAUAAAAAAUCAAGUCAAAGAUCUGACAGAGCAGUUGAACAGUAAAGAGAGCGAAUGGAAGACUUUGAGACAUAAAAUCACAAAAGCGGAGAGUUUGCAAGAGGUUGUUAUGUUUGAAAUGAAAAAUUCUAUGGUGUCGCCACGGAAGCCUUCGAAAAUGGAGACAUUAAAAGCACAAGUGGCUGAUAUGGAACGUACUAUUAAAGACUUGGAAGAGGAACAACGGACGAUAAGUGCUCGCCAAGGUGCCGUAGAAGAACAGACCAAGCUCUGGGAGAAUACGCUUCAGUUGUUACGGUGUAAGAUGCGCUCGCGUACAGAGCCCGCUGCGCGACAUGAGCGCAUGCAUAUCACGCAGCACUCGCAAAUGCUUACUUUAACUUAA
Diatraea saccharalis (sugarcane borer) is the source of this 876-nucleotide messenger RNA. NCBI's taxonomy places the organism in Eukaryota, Metazoa, Arthropoda, Insecta, Lepidoptera, Crambidae. The record is from the annotation of a GenBank genome assembly.